AGUGAGCGAGCGUUGAGGAGACUAGCGUAGAGUAGAGUAGAACUAGAGCAGAGAGAUAUCAUAUACUACUAGUAAGUAUAUAUAGCGGCGCAUCCUAUCCAGAGGCCGCGUAGCGUAUCAUAGCGUAUCGUACUGCGCUGUGAAAACGUGAAAAAUAAAACCCCGUUGAGAAGAGGAAGGAAAGCAGAAAGGAAGGAAGGAAGGAAGGAAGCUGCUCUCACCUUCCCCAUUCUUCCAGAAUUCACCCUCCAGACUCUCUUUGUGCCUGUGCCGUACCGAUUCUCUUCUCUUCCUCAUCGUCCAGCCAAAUGGAACGGCACCGUCCCCUGACUCUACCAAGACUGAUCCGUGGCAUCCUCUGCAUAAUCACAUUGAUCUUAACAGCAUUCGUGCUCUUGAUCUUUUUUGGAUUCUGGACAGCUGUUGUCCUGAGGUUUUUCAGCCUACAUCUCAGCAGGAAGCUGACGGCCUUCUUCUUUGGGAGAUGGAUUGCUCUGUGGCCAUUCCUAUUUGAGAAGAUAAAUAAGACUAAAGUGAUCUUUUCCGGAGAACAGGUUGGUCCUCAAGAGCGCGUGUUGCUUAUCGCAAACCAUAGAACUGAAGUUGACUGGAUGUACUUGUGGGACCUUGCAUUGCGGAAGAAAUCCGAGGGUUGCAUCAAGUAUAUCCUCAAGAAUAGUUUGAUGAAGCUGCCUGUAUUUGGUUGGGUUUUUCACAUAAUGGAGUUUAUUCCCGUUGCUCGAAAAUGGGAAGAGGAUGAGUUGAAAAUGCGUAGCUUGCUCAAGUCUUUUGGAGACUUCCGGGAUCCUUUGUGGCUCGCUAUUUUUCCCGAAGGCACUGAUUUCACAGAAGAGAAGUGUUUACGCAGUAAAAAAUACGCAUCUAAAAAUGGGCUGCCUUUGCUAAAUAAUGUGCUUCUUCCGAAGACAAAAGGCUUUUAUGCAUGUUUGGAAACGUUGCGGGGCUCAUUGGAUGCAGUUUACGACGUAACAAUUGGGUACAAGCACCGGUGCCCCUCGUUCCUAGACAAUGCCUUCGGCAUAGACCCCUCGGAAGUUCACAUCCACAUUCGCCGUAUUUCCCUGAACAACAUUCCAACAUCUGAAGACCAAGUAUCAACUUGGUUGAUAAAUACAUUUGAGACGAAGGACCGACUGCUGUCGGAAUUUUACUCGGGAGGUCACUUCCCUAGUGAAGGUACUGAGGCUGACCUUAGUAUGGCUGAGUGUGUACUAAACUUCUUAUUUGUCAUGACCAUAACCUGUGCAUGUACAUAUCUCACCCUUUUCUCCUCAAUCUUCAGAAUUUAUGUUUCUCUAGCCUGUUCUUACAUGGUAACCGCGACGUAUUUCGAUAUUCGCCCUUCUCCUAUUCCUAUUUUUGGUCCAUAAAUUGCUGGACUCAACCUUAUUUAUCUUCUAACAUUUGUACUAUCUAUGGACGGUAUAAUAUCUCUCUCUAUAUCUGUGUUUAUUUCCUUCAGUAGUUUAUGUUGUAAUAGAACUGUUGUUAACUCAUUCAGCUUACCUUCAGCUAGAAACUAUAAAUAAAAAUAAAUGUUGUUAAAGCAAUAGAACUUCUUCUUCCUCUUUCCUUA
Molecule: messenger RNA, 1597 nt
Organism: Andrographis paniculata
Lineage: Eukaryota; Viridiplantae; Streptophyta; Magnoliopsida; Lamiales; Acanthaceae
Product: probable 1-acyl-sn-glycerol-3-phosphate acyltransferase 5
Exons: 4
Coding region: 309-1391 (360 amino acids)
Cellular component (GO): endomembrane system
Molecular function (GO): acyltransferase activity
Source: RefSeq, a predicted model, not a curated record